AUGGGCAGAGCGCCGGCACACACUCUGCUACUGUCGAUGGUGCUGGGCUGCUCGGCUGCCUUCACGGACCUCCUGCUGCCAGGCCCUGAAGAGCCGGUGGUCAACGUGGCCGUGGUGUUUGGGGGCACGUCCUACCCCCUGCACAUCCGCUCCCGCUUGAGUCCCCAGAGCUUCCUGGACAUGCCCUUGGAGAUCCACCCCAUCACCGUCAUCGUCAACAACACCAACCCCAGCACCCUCCUCACCCAGAUCUGCGACAUCCUUGCCAGCCACAAGAUCCACGGCAUCGUCUUUGAGGACAACGUUGGCACGGAGGCUGUAGCCCAGAUCCUUGACUUCAUCUCCUCCCAGACCCAGGUCCCCGUCAUCAGCAUCAGUGGGGGGUCUGCAGUGGUCCUGACCCCGAAGGAGCCUGGCUCGGCUUUUCUGCAGUUGGGUGUCUCCAUCGAGCAGCAAAUCCAGGUGAUCUUCAAGGUGUUGGAGGAAUACGACUGGGGCUCCUUUGCUGUCAUCACUAGCCUCUACCCAGGCUACAACAUCUUCCUGGACGUCAUCCGCUCCUUCACAGACGCCAGCUACUUCGGCUGGGAGCUGCAGGAGGUGCUCACCUUUGAGAUGAGCCAGGAGCGGAGCAGCUCCAGGACGCAGCGGCUCCUGCGGCAGAUCGAUGCCCAGGUCAUCGUUGUCUACUGCUCACGGGAGGAGGCUGAGUACCUCUUUGCCAUGGCAGAGCAAGCUGGCCUUGUGGGGCCAGGCUAUGUCUGGAUCGUGCCCAGCCUGACAGUGGGCAACAUGGAGGUGCCACCUGCCUCCUUCCCCGUCGGCCUCAUCAGCGUGGUGACGGAGAGCUGGAAGCUGAGCCUGCGGCAGAAGGUGCGGGAUGGGGUGGCCAUCAUUGCCAUGGGGGCGGCCAGCUUCUUCCGGGCCCACGGCUACCUCCCAGAGGUGGGACGGGACUGCCAGGCCCCUGCUGGGGCCACCACCACCAACAUCAGCUUCUACCGGCACCUCCUCAACGUGACGUGGGAGCACAGGGACUUCUCCUUCAAUGAAGGCGGCUACCUGAUCAGGCCCACCAUGGUGGUGAUCUCGCUCAACCAGCACAGGCUCUGGGAGAUGGUCGGCAAGUGGGAGAAAGGCAUCAUCCACAUGAAGUACCCGGUGUGGCCCCGCUAUGGCUCCUUCCUGCAGCCCGUGGCCGACACCCGCCACCGGACAGUGGCCACGCUGGAGGAGAGACCCUUUGUCAUCGUGGAGAACACAGACCCUAGCACCGGGGUCUGCGUGCGCAACACCGUGCCCUGCCGCAAGCAGACCAACUCCUCCCAGAGUGGCGAUGGCCUCGUGGAUCCCUACACCAAGCUGUGCUGCAAGGGCUUCUGCAUCGACAUCCUGAAGAAGCUGGCCAAGGCGGUGAAGUUCUCCUAUGACCUCUACCUAGUGACCAAUGGCAAACAUGGCAAGAUUGUCCGCGGGGUCUGGAACGGCAUGAUUGGUGAGGUGUACUACAAGCGCGCAGACAUGGCCAUUGGCUCCCUUACCAUCAACGAGGAGCGCUCCGAGAUCGUGGACUUCUCCGUGCCCUUCGUGGAGACAGGCAUCAGCGUCAUGGUGGCCAGGAGCAAUGGCACCGUCUCCCCCUCUGCCUUCCUGGAGCCGUACAGCCCAGCCGUGUGGGUCAUGAUGUUCGUGAUGUGCCUCACCGUGGUGGCCGUCACUGUCUUCGUGUUUGAGUAUUUCAGCCCCGUCGGCUACAACCAGAACCUCACCAGCGGCAAGAGGCCGGGAGGUCCCUCCUUCACCAUUGGCAAGUCGGUGUGGCUGCUGUGGGCUCUGGUCUUCAACAACUCGGUGCCCAUCGAGAAUCCCAAGGGCACGACUAGCAAGAUCAUGGUGCUCAUCUGGGCCUUCUUCGCUGUCAUCUUCCUCGCCAGCUACACCGCCAACCUGGCUGCCUUCAUGAUCCAGGAGCAGUACAUCGACACCGUGUCGGGGCUGAGCGACAGGAAGUUUCAGAAGCCGCAGGAGCAGUACCCCCCCUUCCGCUUCGGCACUGUCCCCAACGGCAGCACCGAGAGGAACAUCCGCAGCAACUACCCCGACAUGCACACCCACAUGGUGAAGUACAACCAGCGCUCCGUGGAGGACGCCCUCACCAGCCUCAAAAUGGGGAAGCUGGAUGCCUUCAUCUAUGACGCGGCGGUGCUCAACUACAUGGCGGGCAAGGAUGAGGGCUGCAAGCUGGUGACCAUCGGCAGCGGGGAGGGGGUUGCCACCACUGUGCUUGGGGAGAUGAUGCCCAGGGAAGGGGCAUUUUCACCCCCUGACCAAUUUGUGUAUAUGGCCUCAGGAGAGACCCAGAAGCUGGAGACGGUUUGGCUGUCGGGGAUCUGCCAGAAUGAGAAGAACGAGGUGAUGAGCAGCAAGCUGGACAUCGACAACAUGGCCGGGGUUUUCUACAUGCUGCUGGUGGCCAUGGGGCUGAGCCUGCUGGUCUUUGCCUGGGAGCACCUCGUCUACUGGAAGCUGCGUCACUCUGUCCCCAAGUCCCACAAGCUUGACUUCCUCCUGGCCAUCAGCAGGGGCAUCUACAGCUGCUUCAGUGGGGUGCAGACCCUGGGGAGCCCCGGGCGGGCACCUACGCCUGAUGUCACUGCGAGCUCGGCCCAGGCCAACGUGCUGAAGAUGCUGCAGGCGGCCAAGGAGAUGGUGUCGACGGCCAGCGUGGGUGGCUCACUGGAGCAGGCCACCCGCACCAUCGAGGACUGGAGCAGCCGCAGCGAGCGCCUCCAGACCACCUUCUCCCUCAGGACACCCCAGCUUGUGGUGCAGAACAGCACCGGCGCCUACCGGGCCCCCUCCUCCGGCCCGGCCCCUGCCGAGAGGCUAGGGAGAGCCUACACUCCCAAGGGUGCUCCCCCAGGGCUCCCGCUGCCCCAGCCCGUCCCAGUGGACUCCCGCCUGCCCAGGGAGGAGAAGUGGAGAGGGGCGAAUGAGCACGUCCCCCGCAUCCUCCACCCGCUGAAGUUUCGGGGUGGCUGUGUGGGGGAUGAAGCCCUCCCUGCUUUCCCCCACCUCCUCGUGAAGACUUCCCCUGGGGGGGAUUUUGGGGAGCAGGCACUGGUGGGGAACCACAUUGGGGCUCCCCUCCCGCCCCCCACGGACUCAAAAGGCCAUGUCCAGGUCAUUAAAGAGACAUUUUUCAACCAGCUGGGGACCCUUCUUCCAUCCGCCGGCGAUGAGCCCGGGGCUGCCCUUGGCUUUACCCUCUGUCACGGGGAUGCUCGUGGUCCUGUGCACCCCCCGGCUCGCAUCCCUUUAGUGCUGAGCCCCGGCACAGGCUUGUCCCACCAGCAGCAGCCAGGCAAUGGAAAAUGGCAACUCAUUAAACUGCGCUGCGGGAUCAUUGCGAAGGAGCUGUCAGCCUGGGCCGAGGCUGGAGCUGAGCUCUGA
Messenger RNA from Egretta garzetta (little egret), 3453 nucleotides. RefSeq names its product glutamate ionotropic receptor NMDA type subunit 2C (gene GRIN2C). Gene Ontology annotation, cellular component: plasma membrane; NMDA selective glutamate receptor complex; postsynaptic membrane. The record is from RefSeq and is a predicted model, not a curated record. The transcript is spliced from 14 exons. Gene Ontology annotation, molecular function: transmitter-gated monoatomic ion channel activity involved in regulation of postsynaptic membrane potential; NMDA glutamate receptor activity. NCBI's taxonomy places the organism in Eukaryota, Metazoa, Chordata, Aves, Pelecaniformes, Ardeidae. Gene Ontology annotation, biological process: monoatomic ion transport; excitatory postsynaptic potential; long-term synaptic potentiation. Bases 1 to 3453 code for a protein of 1150 amino acids.